CAGCCGCGAGCCCGCGUCGUUUUAGUAAUAACUAUGGCGGCUUUCAAAGAGAUCAUGUACCUGCUAUGUGUCGUGUUGGUUGCGGCCUCGGUGGACGCCAGGCCAAGCCCCGACAGCGCGGGUCAUGUUCCCUUGCCCGGCCCUGGGCUGUCCUAUGGCGGUAUCCCCUACGGCAGUGUUAGCGGCAAUGUUGCCGAAUACUUCAGACAGGGUCCAUCUAUCGGCCAUAUCGGGAACCUCCACGGAGUAAACCAAUACUUAUAAUAGAUGGCGCUAGUUGUAUAUGUAAUUAAUUUAUUGUAACUUUAUUAUAUCUCAAUAUAAAAGUGUGAUGUUUUUGUUGUCUUACUUAUAUGUAUCAGCAAAUAGAAAAAUCAAUUAAUAUAAAUAAAUAGUCCUCCGAU
Danaus plexippus (monarch butterfly) is the source of this 404-nucleotide messenger RNA. RefSeq lists its product as uncharacterized. The coding region runs from base 34 to 264 and encodes 76 amino acids. Lineage: Eukaryota; Metazoa; Arthropoda; Insecta; Lepidoptera; Nymphalidae. The transcript is spliced from 3 exons. The record is from RefSeq and is a predicted model, not a curated record.